AUGCAGAACGCAGACUAUGACUCAACCGACAACAAUUCCAAGGUUGUUGAGAAACUUGUGUUCUACAAUCUACAGUGUAUGAUGGGUAAUAACCUCGUUCAACUCGGCGAGAUCAGAUUAAAUAUGGCUAUGCAAGGAGAAGAUCGCGCCUUGGUGAACCCUAAUCUCCCGAUUUCAUCCGACAUAAGAGAACACCUCGGGUGA
This is a messenger RNA of Penicillium verrucosum, 204 nucleotides long. RefSeq lists its product as uncharacterized. The record is from RefSeq and is a predicted model, not a curated record. Bases 1 to 204 code for a protein of 67 amino acids. NCBI's taxonomy places the organism in Eukaryota, Fungi, Ascomycota, Eurotiomycetes, Eurotiales, Aspergillaceae. The transcript has a single exon.